Molecule: messenger RNA, 1297 nt
Organism: Thalassophryne amazonica
Lineage: Eukaryota; Metazoa; Chordata; Actinopteri; Batrachoidiformes; Batrachoididae
Gene: bub3
Product: BUB3 mitotic checkpoint protein
Exons: 8
Coding region: 184-1164 (326 amino acids)
Biological process (GO): mitotic spindle assembly checkpoint signaling
Cellular component (GO): mitotic checkpoint complex; kinetochore; bub1-bub3 complex
Molecular function (GO): ubiquitin binding
Source: RefSeq, a predicted model, not a curated record
AUCAAGUUUUUCAGGGGCGUCGACGACACGGCAUACAUACAGCACAUAGCGAUCUUACUUAUUAGUAUCUGUCGGUUUUUAGAUAUUUCAACUCAAACCAAAUAGUAAUAAUACACCUAGGUGGACUGAAAAACACUUUUGGGCCUAAGAGACAUCAAGCCGAAGUGCUCUACCUUUUUUCAGAUGACUGGGUCAAAUGAGUACAAGUUGAACCAGGGCCCAGAAGAUGGCAUUUCUGCUGUCAAGUUCAGCCCCAGCACAUCCCAGUUCCUGCUUGUUUCCUCCUGGGACUGCACUGUCCGCCUGUAUGAUGUGGGAGGCAACUCCAUGCGAAUGAAGUACCAGCAUACAGCUCCAGUUCUGGAUUGUGCUUUUUAUGACCCAACACAUUCCUGGAGCGGUGGUUUAGAUGCACAGUUAAAAACUCAUGAUUUGAACACUGACCAAGAUACAGUAGUUGGAACACAUGAUGCUCCCAUUCGCUGUGUGGAAUACUGCCCUGAGGUUAACGUCAUGGUAACGGGUAGCUGGGACAGGUCAGUUCGGUUGUGGGACCCAAGGACACCUUGUAACGCAGGCACCUUCACUCAGCCUGAAAAGGUUUACACCCUCUCUGUGGCUGGGGAUAGGCUGAUUGUUGGCACAGCUGGAAGACGAGUGCUGGUGUGGGAUUUGAGGAACAUGGGCUACGUACAGCAGAGACGAGAGUCCAGUCUCAAGUAUCAAACUCGGUGCAUUAGAGCCUUCCCAAAUAAACAGGGCUAUGUUUUGAGUUCAAUCGAGGGCCGUGUUGCUGUGGAAUACUUAGACCCAAGUCAGGAGGUUCAGAAGAAGAAGUAUGCCUUUAAAUGCCACAGACUGAAGGAGGAAGGAAUUGAGCAUGUUUAUCCUGUCAAUGCCAUCUCAUUUCAUAAUGUUCAUAACACCUUUGCCACAGGUGGCUCAGAUGGCUUUGUGAACAUAUGGGACCCGUUCAACAAAAAACGGCUGUGUCAAUUCCACCGCUACCCAACCAGCAUUGCCUCGCUGGCCUUCAAUAACGACGGCAGCAUGCUUGCUAUCGCUGCCUCCUAUAUGCAUGAGAAGGGAGACAUCAGUCACCCAGAAGAUGCCAUUUUCAUUCGACAGGUUACAGAUGCUGAGACCAAGCCCAAGUCAACCUGAAUCCACCUUGGAAUGGUUAUUUUGUAAGAAGCCUUUUCCACAUUUGGCCUGUCUGCUGGUAUCCAGUGUACUUUUACAUGUUUUCUUCUGUGUUCCUUUCUGAUAGCAUGUAAUUUUUUUUAUUUCUAAGUGU